Molecule: messenger RNA, 1296 nt
Organism: Echinococcus granulosus
Lineage: Eukaryota; Metazoa; Platyhelminthes; Cestoda; Cyclophyllidea; Taeniidae
Product: Carboxypeptidase A2
Exons: 10
Coding region: 1-1296 (431 amino acids)
Biological process (GO): proteolysis
Molecular function (GO): metallocarboxypeptidase activity; zinc ion binding
Source: RefSeq, a predicted model, not a curated record
AUGCUGAAUUGGAUCAAAGUGAUAGCCAUCUUUUUAGUUCUUCAUUUUGUAUAUUGUGCUGGUAGUACGUUUCGAAGGCACCGUAUCUAUCGUCUCCGUAUUCCCAGAGAUGUCGCAAAAUCUUUCAUGGAGGCCCUGGAGGCAGGGGAAGACAAUACACAAUAUGACAUCCUCCAGUCACAUCGAUUGCGUGGCGACUACUUAGAUAUCAUGGUAGGACCAUCCGCCCUCAAAGAAUUCAAAAAGCUUAUCCAAGCUCACAAAGUUUCCGCCCAAAUUAUUGACAACGACGUAGAAAGGUCCAUCAAACGCUCGAAGCGGGCCAACAUGAGAGCGAUGUCGAGAAUUCGGUCACGCAGAUCAAGUGGACGUCUUAUGUCACAUGAUGCUUACUUUCCGUUCACUGUGAUGGAGAAUAAUCUACGUGAAAUUGCUGAAAAGGUUCAAAUCGCAACUCUUGAGGAACUUGGAAAGACCAUAGAGGGGAGAUCCAUAUGGCUUUUGAAGAUAUCGACCAACAGGUCGCUCCCUAUUAUUUGGAUUGAUGCCGGAAUCCACGCUCGCGAGUGGAUUGCUCCCGCCUCGGCCCUCUACAUCAUCGACAGGCUCCUUUCGUGGAAGGGAUCCAAAGUGCUUCAAAAAUAUCAGUUCUAUGUUGCACCUGAAAUAAACCCCGACGGUUACGCAUUCAGUUUCACGCGAAGUCGUUACUGGCGGAAGAAUCGUAACAAAACUGCACAUAGUGACUGCUACGGCGUUGACCUAAAUCGAAACUUCCCAUUCAAGUGGGGCUUCAGUGGAUCUUCAUCAAAUCCGUGUGGUGAAAUCUUCAGAGGCCUUAGUGCAGCCGAUCAAGCAGAGACACAAAGUAUAGUAAAAAAGUUAACAUCAAUUGCGAACCAAACAAAGCUGUUCAUUACGCUCCACUCAUACGGACAGUUGAUCUUGACGCCCUAUGGAUUUCAGAGAGGUUUGCGCCCAGCUAACUACGAUGAACUGCUGCGACUGACUCUAAAGACUAUAUACCGGAUUUGGAAGCAACACGGAGACGUAUAUUCAACUGGAAGCGCUGCUGACCUCCUGUGUUCCUCAAAGACCAGUCUUGACAUUACUUUAGAUGCUGCUGCGGGUGGCUCAGAUGACUUCGCAUGUGGAUCUUUGAAGAUUCCAUACACCUACACGUUUGAAUUACCAGACCUUGGGAGCUACAACUUCUUGUUACCACCGGCAUAUAUUACACUGGUUGGUGAAGAAAUGUGGACCGCUUUGGAAACCUUCGUCGAACACAUGAAGUAG